AACAGGCUCCAGAAUGGGCCCCGAGGUCAAAGCGCCCAAUGCCGUUCCAAUCCCGCUCUGACCCCAGACAGACUUCUGAGAGAGAGAGCCGGCUGCAACAGGCAAGGCUUUCCAUGUGGCCCGCAGUAGCUGCAAUCCAAGCUGUGGACAGGACGGUGGAGUCCCAUGCCACGCGGUUGCUGACUCUGGAGAGGAGAGUGGAAACAGCAGAGAAGAAAUUAGUCGAUUGUUAGAAAACAGUGAUGCAAUUUGAAAGCCAGCUGGAGAGUAAGUGGGCGUUGCUGGGAACUCUGAUCCAGGGGUAUGGAUGGCUGCAGAGGAGGCUGGAGAACAUGGAGAACGUGCUGAAGAACAGGAAAUUCUGGAUCCUGAGGCUUCCUCCAGGCAGUAGGGGAGAGGUCCCCAAAGUGCUGGUGACGUUCGACGACAUCUCCGUCUAUUUCAAUGAGCAGGAGUGGGGGAGCUUAGAGGAAUGGCAGAAGGAGCUUUACAAGAACAUGAUGAAGGGGAAUGAUGAGGCCCUGAUCUCCCUGGAAUCCCCCGUCUCUGCGCCAGACAUUUCAUUGUGGAUUAACCAGGAGGAGGAUCCGGGCUGCGGGGGCCAAGGGGACUCUGGGGAAAAUGAAAUCAGUGGAAGCCCCUGCUCUGAGGUUCAGGUUGUCCCCCCCAAUGCUGCCCCCUUCCAGGACAUCUGUCCCGAUGGUGACGAGAUCCUGCUCCAACUUGCAGAGGAGCAUCCUGUGGAGGAGGAGGGUAAUGCCAUUUCCAACCCUGCUCUGCUGGCCCAGAUGGCGAGUGUGGGGGAGCCACGUGUUGUGGCUCAGGCGCAGGCAAAGUGGAGCGAAAUCCCUGCACACCCCGGCAUGGGGGAGUUGCAGCAGGUGUCACAAAGUGCUUCGCGCUGGGGCCUGGGCCGCACUUACAAGUUAGAUAGAUUGGUCAAAGCUGAGGAGCGGCAGGUUGAGGAAAAACCUGAAAUCCUGGAGCUGACGAUGACAUUACUGGGAAGAGCAGAUGAAGAGGCUUUCCAGAGCCAAGAUCAGCCAGUAGAGAGUCCGUGCGGCUCAGACGGGCAGCAGGGAGCCGGAGAGGGCCUGGAAGAACCUACCGCAUGCAGGAGCAAUCUGUGCGAAUUCAAGCCAGGGGCGGCGCAGAAGGAAGCCCACGUGGACCAAGGUCCAUGUAAACCUGCAGACCGUGGGACAGGCACCCAAAUGGAGCAGCUACCUCCCCUGCCCCAGAGAAUCCUGACAGGAGAAAAACCCUGUAACUGCGCUGAAUACAAGGAAAGCUUCUGCCUCCAGCCCAGCCUCCGGAAGCACCAGCCGUCUCAUGCCGGACAGGGGGCUUACAUCUGUGCCGAGUGUCGGCAAAGCUUUUGGCUGAAGAGGAGCCUUCUAACACACCAGCAAACCCACAUGGGGGAACGCGACGGGUCCUUCAUUUGUACCGCCUGCGGGAAGAACUUCAGCUGCCACCCGGAGCUCAUGCAGCACCAGCGACUGCACGGUGGGGUGCGCCGGUACAAGUGCCCCGAGUGCCUAAAGAGCUUCCUGCAGAAGUGGCACCUUGCGGAUCACACGCGGCUGCACACGGGCGAGCGGCCCUUUCCAUGCCUGGCCUGCGAGAAGACCUUCAGCGAGAAGUCCAACCUCAACAAGCACUAUUGGAUCCACAUGGGCGAGCGGCCCUACCACUGCGCCCAGUGCGGCAAGAGCUUCAUCCAGAAACACCAUCUCUAGAAACACCUGCGUGUCCACGAGGGGCCGAGGCUGCAGCAAUGGGGGAUGUGGGGGGAUGGCUUCCCCGUCCCAGCUCCCCAGGCAAAUCCGGCUGGGGAGAGACUCUAUCCCUGCAUCGAAUGUAUGGAGAGCUUCACUCAGAAGACGUCCCUGGAGCAGCACCAGCGAAUGCACACCCAGGAGAGGCCCUUCCAGUGCACCAAGUGCAACAAAAGCUUCUGGCACAGGCAAUCGCUGAACAACCAUCAGAAGAGCCUUGUUCCCUCCAGGGGUUCACCCCGCCACAGGCAGGGGAUGGAGACAGCCCCCUAGCAGGGGAAAGGCUGAAAACAGGCAGUAGCACAGUGGGCUGGCAGUGGGGAGGAGGCAACAUACAGGCUGUUUCCUCCCCAGAAAUAUAGCAAUACAUUACAUGACAGGCCCAUACGCUCCAUAAUAGCAGCUGGCGUUUACAGAGUGCCAGACUGCUCCAAAGCACUGGCCAGUCCGUCAUGAAUCCUCACAGCAUCCCUGUGAGACGGGGGGGCAAGACUGACCUACCUACCUCACAGUGAAAGUGACUUGGCAAAGACCAUGCAGUGAGUCAGUGGCAGAGCCAUGAUGAGCACUCACUCCUCCAGGCCACGCUGCUUUUUUAAAGCGUAUUUAACUGAAGUGGGACUUGACCCGGGUAACUAACGUAAUAAUUGUAAAUAGCAGAUGCUACAUUAAAGGCCUUUACCUGAAGGCUGUUUUGAGACCUGUUAUUUUUGUUAAUGUACAUG
Molecule: messenger RNA, 2506 nt
Organism: Chelonoidis abingdonii (Abingdon island giant tortoise)
Lineage: Eukaryota; Metazoa; Chordata; Testudines; Testudinidae
Source: RefSeq, a predicted model, not a curated record